Molecule: messenger RNA, 1303 nt
Organism: Ipomoea nil (Japanese morning glory)
Lineage: Eukaryota; Viridiplantae; Streptophyta; Magnoliopsida; Solanales; Convolvulaceae
Product: cathepsin B
Exons: 10
Coding region: 49-1110 (353 amino acids)
Biological process (GO): regulation of catalytic activity
Cellular component (GO): lysosome
Molecular function (GO): cysteine-type endopeptidase activity
Source: RefSeq, a predicted model, not a curated record
UAAGUAUUGACCAGAACAUUGAACAAUUAGCUAAGAAACAAGAAAAAAAUGGAGACGAUCAAGACCCUUCUGCUCAUCGGAGCCAUCUCCUUGCUUAUCUUGCAGGUUGUAGCAGUGAAGCCAGUAACACAGAGUGAAGUUGACCCAAAGAUCCUUCAGGAUGAAAUCGUUAAAACUGUUAAUGAAAAUCCGGAAGCAGGAUGGAAAGCUGACAUGAACCCUCGAUUCUCAGACUUCACUGUUAGCCAAUUUAAGCGUCUCCUUGGAGCUAAAAAGGCACCCAAGUCUCUAUUGAAGAGAACUCCCGUAGCUACACAUGACAAACAAAUAGAAUUACCCAAAACUUUUGAUGCACGGACUGCUUGGCCUCAGUGUGUCUCCAUUGCAGAUAUUCUUGAUCAGGGACACUGCGGUUCUUGCUGGGCGUUUGGUGCAGUUGAGUCAUUAACUGACCGGUUUUGCAUUCAUUAUGGGACAAACGUGACUCUAUCUGUCAAUGACCUCUUAGCGUGCUGUGGCUUUAUGUGCGGUGAAGGUUGUGAUGGCGGUUAUCCUAUAGCAGCUUGGCAAUACUUUACGCGUACUGGUGUUGUUACUUCAGAGUGCGACCCUUACUUUGACCAAACCGGAUGUGCCCAUCCCGGUUGUGAGCCAUCAUAUCCCACUCCUGCAUGCGAGAAGAAAUGUGUAAAGGAGAAUCUGCUUUGGUCGGAAUCCAAACAUUUUAGCGUUAAUGCAUACCGAGUGAGCUCUGAUCAACACAGCAUCAUGGCAGAAGUUUAUAAAAAUGGCCCCGUUGAGGUCUCCUUUACUGUCUACGAGGAUUUUGCACAUUACAAAUCGGGAGUCUACAAGCAUGUCACAGGCGGUGUAAUGGGAGGACACGCUGUUAAGCUCAUAGGAUGGGGAACUUCUGAGGAUGGAGAAGACUAUUGGCUCCUCGCUAAUCAGUGGAACAGAAGCUGGGGCGAUGAUGGGUACUUCCAGAUCGUCCGAGGAACAAAUGAGUGCGGGAUUGAAGAAGAUGUAACUGCAGGAAUGCCAUCAACAAGGAACUUGGAUAUUAAAUCUGGUGUAAGGGAUGAUGAUUCUCUUGUUGCCUCAGUUUGAAUGCUGUUAUCCCUCCAUAUUUCAUAGCUGCAGUGUAAAAUAUUUCUCCAGGGUAAUAAACAUAUAGACAUGGCUCUGUUUCUAGUCAUCUUGUGUAAGUUAAAGAACUUUGUAACCUUUCAAGUUUAUUGAAGCCCAAGGUUUAGUGUUAUGAAUCUUGUUUGUAAUUUGUAUCAUGCAUGAUCUUCUGUCU